Molecule: messenger RNA, 1131 nt
Organism: Hippocampus comes (tiger tail seahorse)
Lineage: Eukaryota; Metazoa; Chordata; Actinopteri; Syngnathiformes; Syngnathidae
Gene: hmox1a
Product: heme oxygenase 1a
Exons: 6
Coding region: 132-932 (266 amino acids)
Biological process (GO): heme oxidation; heme catabolic process; response to oxidative stress
Molecular function (GO): heme oxygenase (decyclizing) activity; heme binding
Source: RefSeq, a predicted model, not a curated record
GCACCUUUGGCACAUUAUGCCUGUGUAUAAAUGAGACGUGAUGGAUCAGUGAGGCCAAAGGGGAACCCAGUAAGCAACGAGUGUCAGAGCCUCUAUUCUAAAGACCCUCAAGCAGCACGGACAUUAAUAAGAUGGAGACCAAGAAAAGUGCAAGGAAAUAUGACACGUGGGAAGAGGGCAGUGAUUUGUCAGAGCAGAUUAAAGAAGCCACAAAGGACAACCAUGUGAGAGCUGAAAAUACCGAGCUGAUGCUGAGUUACCAAAGGGGACAGAUCACACUGCCACAGUACAAGCUCCUGCUGUGUUCCCUCCAUGAGAUCUACAAGGUGCUCGAAGAGGAACUGGAUAAGAAUUGUUCCCAUCCGGCGGUCGCACCGAUAUACUUCCCACAGGAACUUGCUCGCCUGGAAUACCUGGAGAGCGACUUGGAGCAUUUUUUCGGCCCGGACUGGAGUGGGAAGGUGAUUGUUCCGGCUGCCACCCACAGAUACACGCAGAGGCUACGAGAGAUUGGUCAAAAGAAUCCGGUGCUGCUGGUGGCCCACGCUUACACUCGAUAUCUUGGGGAUCUGUCAGGAGGUCAAGUGCUGGGAAAAAUUACCCAGAAAUCGCUCCGACUGACAGGAAAGGAGGGUCUUUCGUUUUUCUCAUUCCCGGGCGUGACCAGCGCGAAUCGCUUCAAGCAGCUAUACAGGAGUCGCAUGAACGCCAUCGAGCUAACCGAGGCGGAGAGGGCGGCUGUGCUGGAGGAGGCGGUUCAGGCCUUUGAGUUCAACACCCAGGUUUUUGAUGACUUGCAGAAGCUUUUGUGUGUCGCAACCGAACCAUCGAAGAUCAACCCUGCCACUUUCCCAUUUCCUCCGCUCAUGCCUUUCACUGUGGGACUGUGCGUCACAUUGGCUACUAUUGGAACGGGAAUGUAUCUCUUGUAGUCUUACCCAACGCCGCAAGCACCCAGAGCACUUUACUAAUAAAACAAAUGACAACUGGAACCAUGGCUUUUAAAAAUGUCCGCACUUGUAUUUGAUUGAACAACCUACUGUAUGUCCUUUUUUUUUUUUUUUAUUCCAGAGUAUAAGUAUGUAUUUGUCGAAACAAACAUUAAAAGAGGAAACAGAUUUGUUGACAGUA